Aethalodelphis obliquidens (Pacific white-sided dolphin) is the source of this 4265-nucleotide messenger RNA. It is a transcript of the gene TIMM9, whose product is annotated as translocase of inner mitochondrial membrane 9. The transcript is spliced from 4 exons. Lineage: Eukaryota; Metazoa; Chordata; Mammalia; Artiodactyla; Delphinidae. Bases 3460 to 3729 code for a protein of 89 amino acids. The record is from RefSeq and is a predicted model, not a curated record.
AAUGUUUUUGAGUGUAUCUCCUUAUGUUCUUUUUUAGUGGUUGCUCUAGGUAUUACAUGACAUAUACAAAGCUUAUCACAGUCUAAUGGUGUCAGCAUAUUACCAGUUUCAGUGAAGUGAGAAAACCUUACCUCCCUUUACCCUCCCCAUUUAAAAUACACAUUUAGAACCAUGUUAGACAGUUUUAUAAUUUUUGCUUCAACUGUCAAAUAUAAUUUAGGAAACUCGAGAAGAAAAGGAAAGGGUACUGUACCUGUUCCUAUUUUUAUUACUAUGUUGUUCCUCCUUGAUGUUCCAAGUCUCCUUUUAUCAGUUUUUUUCUGCUCAGAACUUUAAUCCUUUUCAGGCAGGUCUGCUGGCACCAAAUUCUUAGUUUUCCUUCAUUUGAGAAUGUCUUAAUUUCACCUUCAUUCCUGAAGGAUAUUUUUGCUAGAUACAGGUUUCUGGGUUGACUGAUGAGAAAUCUGCUAUUAUCCUAAUUGUUUUUCCCCAUAGAAGAUGUCGCUUUUCUCUUGCGAGCGACAUCUUGCAAGACUAAAUUUUUUGUCUUUAGUUUUUAAAUGUUUGACUGUGAUGUAUCUUGAUGUGGAUUUCUUUGUGUUUACGCUUUUUGGAAUGCAAUUCAGUUCUUGAAUGUGUAAGCUUCUCUUCUUUUGCCACAUUUGGGAAGUUUUCAGCCAUUAUUUUAGUACUUUAACAGCCCUGCCCUCUUUCUCUUCUUCCAGGACUCUAAUAAAACAAAUGUCAGUUCUUUUGUCACAGUCACACAGAUUCCUGGUACCCUGUCAUUUUUUUAAUUCUAUUUUUCUGUUAUUCAUAUUGGAUAAUUCUAUUUUCUAUCUUCCUCCUUCCUUCACAGAUUCCUUUUUCUAUCCCCUCCGAUCUGCUGUUGAUUCUGUCUGUUGAGCUUCUUUUGUUUUUUUCUAUUUUUCACUUCUUAAAAUUUCCAUUUGGUUCUUGAUAUCUUAUAUUUCUUUGCUGAGUUUUAUAUUUUUUUAAUUUGUUUCAGACAUUCUUAAUUAUUCAUUGAAGCAUUUUUUAUAAUAGCUAUUUUAAGAUCUUUGUCAGAUAAUUCUAACAUCUCUCAUCUCAGUGUUUGACAUCUUUCUUUUCUUAAGAUCUUAGUUCUUGGAAUGAGUUUUGUUUGUUUCUGUUUUUUUGUAACCUAGACAUUUUGCAUCUUGUGUUAUGAGACUCUAGAUCUUGUUUAAACCUUCUCCUCUAGCUGACUGCUUUUGACACUGCUUCAUGGGGUGGGGGCACCUUAUUACUGCCAGGUGAGGGUGGAAGUCCAAGUUCCUCACUCUGUCACUAGAGAGGGUGGGUGGUGUGUGUGUGUGUGUGCGCGCGCCAGGGGGUGGGGGUGAUAUUCCUCAUUUCUGCUGGGUGAGCGUAGGAGUUACGGAUCUCUACUAGGCCUUCAUUGGUGUCUCCCUGGCUGAGGACUGGAGUUCCUCAUUACUACUCCCCACGUGGCCUCCACUGACACCACAGGAGGGCAUGUGGCCUGAUUACCAUGGGGCAGUAUGUAGGUCCUGAAUCUCAACUAGGCCUCCUUUGAUACCACCCGAGAGGGAAGGGAGAAAGGUACUUCAUCACUGACAACAGAGGUGGAAGUCUAGGCUCCCCAUGCAGUUUCCACUGACACUUGGGGGAGGGGUCCUUAUUAAUGCCCAGCAAGAAUUAAAGUCCCUGCUCCCUAAUCACCCUUCUCUGACACUAUUCUGGUGUGGGAGUUGGAGUGUCUUGUUACAACCUAGUGAGGGUGGAAGUCUAUCUGGCUUAUGCUGAUGUGGGUGGGGAUGAGAACCAGUUUUUUCUGUGUUGGCCUGGAGUACAGCAGUUAUUGUUUAAAUGAGUUCUGUUUUAUAGGCAGGCUUCCCCUUUCCUAGCCUUUUGGCUAGAGAAGGCAGACUUUUGGCUGGGGGUACAGAGGGGCUUUUUGACUACUCCAACUGGCAUUUGCAGAUUGCCAGCUUUUUCAGCUCCAAGUUUGUGAUAUAUGAGACCCCAGACAAGGGAGAGAAUUCACUACUGUGAUGUUUCUCGGGUCCCAAGGGCCCUAGCUAAUAUACUUUCUCCUCUCUACUUUUUAGUCUUAUGUUUGUUUUAUGUGUAAUGUCCAGGGGUUUUAGUUGUACUUAGUGAGAAGAAUAGGGAAAAGCACAUCUACCCCACCUUCCCAGAAGCACAAAUCCUAAACCUCACUGUAUGAUAUACUUACAGGAUUCUCUGUUUCUUGGCUGGUUAGUGAUAAAAUUUUAUAGCAGCUAUAAAGAUUCAUCUUACCUCAGAAGCAUGGCUGGUUUCAUAAAUAGCACAGUACUUAGUACAUUAAAUAAAUGUUUACUGAAUGAAUAUCUACCCAUAUCUAUCUAGCAAAAUAGUAACUGCUGAGAUCUCAAACUGUAAAUAAGUUUGAAGUUGAUAUUAGAAAAUAAUGGAAUAAUUAGGUUUGUAUUUCUAUGCAGUUCCAUAGUUGGAGGGUGUGGAAUCAGUGUUUCAUGACUUAAGUGAGCAAAGAGUAAAUAUAAUGGAAGUAUCUUACCUGGGACGUAUCAAUGAUGAUAGUCACAGCAAUACCUGAAAAAUUGUGACCUUCAGUUAAUUCCUGGUAUUUUUCAGGUAGUUUAUGUGGUUAAAAUAUAUAUAUUAUUUAUAAAUCUGUGAAGUAAAAUAGGAAUAAAGAGCGUUCUUGGUAACUUUUUAGGUGUUUAUGGAACACUAGUUGCCUGCAUGUUGGGCUAAUCUGAAACCUCUACUGCAUUGUUUGUAGCAGAUAUCGAAGAAUUUUAAUAGAAAAGAUAGUUUAUAACUGUUACUACUAAACCAGAGAUUCCCUGAAGUAUAGACAGUCAGAAUUUUGGAAUGAGACUAGGAUAGCAAAUAGAAAAGAACUGGUGCUUUCCCUUGCAUGUGGAAAAAAUAACUUUUUAAAAAUGGCAGUAAUACUUGUGAACAUACAGGAUAAGGACAAAAGAGGAGGGAAGAAUAAAUGCAAAAGGGGUAAAGUUUUAUACAUGGUUGGGAAUGCUGGAGUGGAAUUACCAUUGAUUGUAUUUGUUAAUCAAAAUGAGAAUUUUCUUUCACGAUAGUAGCAUACACUCUGCCCUAAGCUUGAAUUUCCUACUUAAUCUCCAUGUGAGCUUCAUGAAAAUUUCGUGCUUUUCACAGCCACUUUAAAUAAUAAUUGAUGAGCUAGUAAGAAUGACAUACACAUCCAGUUUAUGAGAUUUCAUCUGUUUUAGAACUAGCCAGGAUAGAAUAAGUAAAUAACGUGAUACAUUCUUACAUCAUAAUUAACUGAUCCUGGGUCCUCCAUUUAGGAUAUGUGAAAAUCCCAGUAAUUCAGAAACACUCUUUGACUUCCUUAUCUUCACUUCUCUGUUGCCCCCAAGUUAGAUCAAAAGUGUCAUAUGUUCAGAAGUUUCUGGUGACUAAUAAACAUACCAAAAGAAUAUGGCUGCACAAAUACCAGAAUCUGAUCAGAUAAAACAGUUUAAGGAAUUUCUUGGAACCUACAAUAAACUUACAGAAACCUGCUUUUUGGACUGUGUUAAAGACUUCACAACAAGAGAAGUAAAACCUGAAGAGACCACCUGUUCAGAGCAUUGCUUACAGAAAUAUUUAAAAAUGACUCAACGAAUAUCUAUGAGAUUUCAGGAAUAUCAUAUUCAGCAGAAUGAAGCCCUGGCUGCCAAAGCAGGACUCCUUGGCCAACCACGAUAGAGAAGUCCUAAUGCAUGGACUUUUGAUGAAAGAUUGCCAACAACUGUUGCACUGGAAAUGAGGAUUCACCUGACAGAAUCCCAUGAAAGCAGUAGCCACCAUGUUAAACCACCUGUCAUGACUGUUUGGCAAACGGAAACCACUGGGGAAACAAAAUUGCUGUUUACCAGAAUAAUCAAAAUAGGUCUUAUUGUUCAAUGAAAAUAAUAAGAUGCAACACUUGUUGAGGCCUUAAGAUUCAGCAGCUUGGUCACUUGAUUAGAGAAAUAAACCAUGGUUUCUUCAAUUAUGACUGUUAAUUUUAAAGCAAAAUACGUGUUCAAUCAUGUAUGAGAUAGAAAAAAAAUUUUAUUACUAAAAGGAAAAUAAAUGGAAAUAUCACUGAGCAGUUUAUACUAUAUAGCACCAUAGCAUUCUGACUGGAUUGUGGAUACAUUGAAAUGUUUUUCAAUCAGGAUCAUCCUCCAAGUAUUCCUGUUCAUUCAUGUCUGCCUCAAAUUGCUGGUAAAUACAUAAAAUCAAUUUAAUGCACGAUC